Molecule: messenger RNA, 21636 nt
Organism: Podarcis lilfordi (Lilford's wall lizard)
Lineage: Eukaryota; Metazoa; Chordata; Lepidosauria; Squamata; Lacertidae
Source: the annotation of a GenBank genome assembly
AUGGCCACAGCUUGUAAAAGGUAAAUGUCAUGAACUUUUUUUUUUAAUGGUGUUUCAAAUGCAAAUAAUGCUUUUUAUGCUUCCAUAACAGCUUAAUUAGCAAGCAGUCUUUAGGAGGACUCCAUUGAGCCAAAUACUUUUGAAGUGUCUAUCCCUUGCUCUGACUAUCAGUGUUAAUAUUCUAUAAAAUGUUGUGUGUCGUCCCCGUCCCCGUCCCCCGAGUUGUUAUAUAGGGGAGGCUGUCUCUGGUUCAGUAAUUGCCAGAAGCAGUCCACCACAGUCCGACCUUAGAAGAAAAUGAAAGAAUGCACAGAUUUGGGGAGAGAUCUUCAUGAUAUCUUGCUGACAAUGGGUGCUCAAUUUGGCUAAAGCAAUGAUUUUGUUCCAGAAACUUGGUGAAAUUGCCAAGUGCAGCAGACUUGCAUGCCUUUGCUUUUUCUAUCCUAGGAGUUACAGUGGAGGCAACUUCUUGCAGAAUGGAGAAGUUCCUUUGAGUGGCAUUGGAAUUGAGCCACCAUAUAAAAUUGCUAGCUCACGCUGCAGUGUUCAGAUUAGUGGGUGGGUGUGUUGCGAUCAUGCUUUCUGCAGUGCUGUUCGGGGCUGAAAACUAAGCACUUGUAACAAAAUUUAUUAAACAAAAGCAAACCUUUUGGUUUUGGCAAGGGUGAGCUAAAUAAUGAUAACUUCUUAAGCAUGUUAUGUUUAAUUUUAAAACGCUUUUGUUCAAAUAAACAAAUACAUUCUACACUGUAUUUAUUUAAUGGCUGUUAACCUACCUUUCAGAGAAUCUGUCCUCUACAAGGCAGUUUUCAGCAUCAUGUAACAACACUGAUAGACUGAAAUUCCAUAAUAUUUCUUUUUUUGAAAAGCAAACAAUAAAAUGACAUUUAAAAGAUAGCAGAUAAAACAAAUCUUAAAAAACAGUGCCAUAAUUUUUUUCAAAUGCUGGCUAGAAUAAAGAAGAGGUAAAAAUAUCUUCCUGGGGAGGGUAUUCUACAAAUGCAGAAUCAUCACAGAAAGGGCUGUGUCCUUGUAGAAAACCAGCACUGUUGUAGAAUAAAGUUUUAACUAGCGCAGAACUUUAGAUAUCUGAACAACAUAAAAAGCUGCUUUAUACUUACUAAUAAUAAAACACUGUCAGCUGAGCUUCUGGAAAGCUUAGAAACAUAGGCUUGUUGGAAUCUCGAAACAUACCAAGGCCACUUUUUAAUAUAGCACAAGGAUUAAUAUAGCUCAGCUGAGCUGGUACUGGCAAAAUAAUGAUAAUAAGAAAGUGACAAAUUAUUGGGACAGCUAAAAAUGCGGAAGUAUUGUAAACAGUGGUUUUUAUGAAGCAUUUGAUGUGAGAAUAGAAAGUACUAUGUAAAAGAGGUGUACAAUAUGUAAAAGUUGAUAAUUGCAAAAGUAGACAACCGUGAGUGUAUGAUGAGCAGCUUAUAUCUGUGCUUGUAUCGUUGUAAGCAGCCUUAACCUAUAGGUAACUUUCAUUUGAAAUCAGUAGGACUGACUUCUAAGAGAAUAUGUUAUUGGUAUUAAUGAAUCACAUAAUAUGCUAGUUGUAUCACUUUUCCUCUUAGCUGCAUACAAAAUACUCACGUUUUUAUUUAAACCUUUACAGAUCACCAGGAGAACCUCACUCUGAAAAUAUUGAAGCUAGCCGAAUGUAAGUAUAACUAGCAUAUCAAAAGAGUGCAUUUGGUAUACAGUGGUACCUCGGGUUAAGUACUUAAUUCGUUCCGGAGGUCAGUACUUAACCUGAAACUGUUCUUAACCUGAAGCACCACUUUAGCUAAUGGGGCCUCCUGCUGCUGCUGCGCCACUGGAGCACGAUUUCUGUUCUCAUCCUGAAGCAAAGUUCUUAACCUGAAGCACUAUUUCUGGGUUAGCGGAGUCUGUAACCUGAAGCGUAUGUAACCUGAGGUACCACUGUCUUUUGUGUGAAACCCAGAUGCAAUAUCAGAGUUGCAUUACCUCCAUUCUUCAACAGCUACCUUUAAGUUGUACUUGAGAAAAAUUAUUCAUUGUUCACUUCUUCAACAUGAUGGUUUGCCCAGAUUAGGUACAUUGAGAACACGAGCAUUUGCCUAGAUUAGGUAUGUUGAAAUCAAUGGGAAAUCACAUUAGUCAUGACUUGACUUUUGCCACUGAUUUCAGUGGAAUCUAAGUGCAGCUAACUUGGCAAGGAUCCAAUCCAUAGAUCUCUUUGAUGUUUUUGCUAUGACAGUUCCUAGAGCCAAUAACGCAAGCUGCUCCUAAAGGUGAAUUACAGCUCACUGCCUUGGCAGGUAAACUGUGCUAGUGAAAAAUGUCACAUCACCCACCAUGUGCUCAUUCUGUAUGGGAAUAUACAUGACUGCUCUGGAUCACAACCAGAGGCUUCUUCAACUUUUAUUAUCUACAACUAAAAUUAAGCAGUGUCCAAUUGUUUAGUGAUACAGAAAAUACUAGGUCAGGCUCAUGAGUAGAAAAGGUACUGGUCUAACUACCAGACUUUGUAAUUUCUGCUUCUUGUUAUUUCAGUGUUUCUGGUUUAUGAUACCUGGUUUAUAUUCUGUGUGGCUUUUUGUGGUGAUUUAUAUAUUUUAUGUUUUGUAAUGGACCACAUUGGAAAUCUUUGGGUUGAAAGGCAGGCUAUACAUUGUCAUACUAGUAUUAAUAACUGUAAAUAAUUUGCUUCAUUAUACUUGUGCUUUUCAUAUUAUUGUAACUUGAAAUAAUCUAAAUUUUGAAGCUACAGCUGCAAUUUAAUUCCAUUUUAUUUAUUAGAUCAAAAUAAUUUAACUCAGAUUCUUUUAUUUGCCAACGGCUCAACUAACUGCUAAUAUGGAGUUAAACUGUUUGUAAGUAGGCAAAAUCCAUUCAUUAGUCUAGAUAAUACUUAAAAGAAGAAAGCAAUUAACCCUCUUCCUGCUCUAACAGAUUUGAUAGGGUGGAAACAACUGAUGACAAAUAUUGUUGAUGUGUAACUUGGUUAGAAAGAGGACCAAGGAGAAAUGAGUCAAAAUAUCAGGCAUUUUUAACCAGCUUCCUCUGAGAAUCUUACUUUUUGUUAACUGUGACGUUCAGAGCUAGAGGGAGUACCAAAGCUGGUUUGCAUGUAACACUAAACCAUGGUUAUGUAUGUACAGAAGCGGGAAAGAUCCCAAGUGAGGCUACAAGUUUGCAUACUCCUCUCUCCUCCCUCACAGCUAGAAGGACUUCACUAGUGUUUACUUUGUUACUUCGAAUUCCGGCUUGUGUAUGAACCAGAGAUCCAGGAUUAUAACUAAUCAGUUAGACAAGCCAGUUUCAUAAUCCAUGAUUUGAAGGUGGCUUGCUCUAUAACUGACCAAAGUUCAUUUAAACCACAAUCUCUGAUUCUCACAUAACAACAAGGUAGGACUGUGGAAAUGGAAAGAAAGUGCUGGCAAAGUCAUUCUCCUGACUGCAUGAGAUACGUAUGAGUCCAAGGCUUUGCUUUGGGCUCGUUGACGCAGCACUAAACCAUGGUUUAGUAUUAGUAUGUAAGUAAACUCAUGGUGAUUGUGACACUUAACUCUGUCUAACACUGGUUGAUUAGUUAAAUUUCAGUAAUUCCCAAUUUAUGCAUUUGAAAAAUGAUAAUAAAAUACUUGCCAAACCUAAGAAUACUGUUGUUAGUAAAAGAAUUGUCAGGCCCAUAGUAUAUUGUAUUUAAUUGCCAGUGCGUGCAUUCCCAUACAAUUUGACAACGUAUUUGUUUCCUUUGCUGUCUUCCGAAAACGGUUCUUCCAGUAUAUAGAGUAGCGUCUGUUCCUUUUACAUUAAAACAAGAUAUUUAUAAAAAACCAAGAAGCAGACCCAGCAACCACAAACAAAACCAUCAAAAUAAGUUUUCGUCAUGUGCCACCAAAAGCUGGAGACAAAAUUAUUGUUUUGCUUGGCACCUAAAAAGUUACAACUCAGCACCUCAUUGGUGUACCAUGGAGCAAGAUUCCAAAAGUUGUGGGCCACAGUGGAAGAGGCCCUAUCCACAGUUAGCCACCUGCUCUCAUGAUGGGAACAAUCAGUAGAAUAGCUCAAUAUAUAGGUAGAUUCAAACAAGAUUGGGCAGUCUUUCAGAUAAUUAGUCCCAGGCCCUUUAGGGUUUUCAAGAUCAUAACUGUCCCAGUGAAAACUACUCAGAAGCAAACAGCCAUAAUGUAAUUGUGCAGUAAUGAUAAUUGUGCUGAGUAUUCCAGUUGCAAUAGAUGUGUGGGAUAUAAAUCAUCUCAAGAAUAUCUGUACGUAAUUACACAUUCUAUUUUACUUAGUUUAUUUCCUUGUUUGUAUGAAAUUGUUAAAAUAAAUCUGUAUAGUAGCCAUCAUUUGAAACAGGGGCUUAGGCUAGUAUUUCUUAGAACACAAACCCCCAAUUCCUCUAGGAAAAAAUUACUUCAUGAAUUUUGUGAGGAUUCAUACACUUAAAGGUUGUUUUUUAUUUUAUUUUUUAUUUGUUUUAAACUGUAAAUACUUACAGCAUGGCUAAUAUCAAAUAAUAUUCUCUCCUUGGAAUGUCCUUUGCAUGCAAAGUCUUGUUACAAGGUCCAUAUCAUAAAGAUCUGCAUGGGGUACUUCUGGAAGGUUUUAUUUGGAAUUAAAAUAAUUCCAAAUAAAAUGGAGAGUUUGUGUUUUGGAGUUCACUUAUAUAUUCUUAGCCUAGUGAGCACUAUAUUUUGAGACAUCAGUUUUCAUUAAAUAAUUUAUUCAGACGUGUUUUAUGUAAGAGAUUUACAACUCCUGUAGUCUUGACUUCGAUGGUGAAUUGGAAUGAUCCCAAUAAUAUUUUAACAAUUUUAUUUGAGACAUAACUUCAAGUUUUUGCUCAGACUAGCAGAAAUAUUGAGCAUUUCUGCUCUGUGUACUACCCAGCAAAACUGAAGCAUUAAGAGAUCAGCUAUUGAAAACUCAUCAUUGAGUUCUUUAAUCAUCAGUUCUCAUCAUUAAGUCUCUAAUUAACCACUGUUCCCUGUUUUAUCCAAAGCAGGAAACUAUGGUCACCAGCUUAAGAGCAAGCCAGGAUCUUAAACCUUGUUUUGAACUUGGCUUGACAAUUAUAUAUCCCUGUUAAAAACUGACAACUAGGGGGGAAAAUGUUUUAGUAUAGUAUGGCAGCAUGGAAUUACAAUGCAGACAGACAUAUUUGCAUAUGAAGCAUGGAAGCCCCAGCAGCAUCGCCAGUAAUGAGAGAUGAUGAGACUCAUAGUCCAUAUCAUUUGGAGAAGCCAGGUUCUAGUCAUACACUUACUGUACUAAAUUUCUACAUUAUUGUGGAUUUCAAUAUACAGUCAUACCUCGGGUUACAGACGAUUUGGGUUGCAUGAUUUCGGGUUGUGCACCGCGCCGAACCCGGAAGUACCAGAACUGGUUACUUCCAGGUUUCGGCGCAUGCGCAGAAGUGAUAAAUCGCGCUUUGCGCAUGUGCAGAAGCGCCGAAUCGCAACCCGGUCGUGCGCAGAUGCGGCGCUGCGGGUUGCAGACGAGCUUCCUGCACGGAUCACAUGCACAACCCGAGCGUCCACUGUAAUGAGAAGGAGUGCAUAUAUGUAUAUGAGGAGCUUAGUAAUUAUUGUAACUGAAUGAUUUGUUGGAACCAAACUGACAAGUAUUGACCAUAACCCUGUCCUAAUUAAGUACUUUUGAAAGUUCUGUUACUUAAAUCUUUCCAGUUGAAAGUAAUCACAUUGAAAUGCUGAGCUUGGGGAGGGUCUUUGCCCCAGACUUCAAUAAUCUACAUUUUUUAAAGAAGCAGCAGACAAGUUUACACAUUCACAAACUAUACUGUGCAUCAGACCUAUUACUAUUAUUAUUAUUAUUAUUUAGCAGGUGCAUCUUGCAUUUCAGGAUCUCUUGAUGUGCAAUAUCUCUUAAAUUGAGAGAGAUUACUUCAGAGCCUCACUAAUCUGUGCUUUGCCGACCAUUUGAAUGAGCUUGUAUAUGAAAGCCAUACUAAUCCUUGUGCUUACUGUUUGGAUGUUUGGUACAGGAAGCGAGCAGCUGCAAAGCAUCUAAUAGAACGCUACUACCAUCAGUUAACUGAGGGCUGUGGAAAUGAAGCCUGCACGAAUGAAUUUUGUGCUUCCUGUCCAACUUUCCUCCGUAUGGAUAACAAUGCAGCAGCCAUUAAAGCCCUCGAGCUUUAUAAGAUUAAUGCAAAACUCUGUGAUCCUCAUCCCUCCAAGAAAGGAACAAGCUCAGCUUACCUAGAAAACAAUUCCAAAGGUGCCCACAACAACUCCUGCACUGACAGAAAAAUGAACAAAAAAGAAAUGCAAGGCCCAAGAGAUGACUUUAAAGGUAAGGCAUUACCUUUAACACUGGCUGCCAAUCUGCUUCAGGUCCAGUUUCAAGGUGUUAGCGGUAAGUCUUAAACAAGUGGAGACCUAGGCACUUGAAGGAGCAUCUCUCUAUACUAACCUGUCCGUUUAGCCAGUGAGGCUUUCCUUUGCCUCCCAGUUUUAGAGGCUGUACAUUACGUGGAGAUGGGGAAGAGGGUCAUUUCUUUGCUGGUGCCCAGUGAUGGAAAACCCUCCUUUCAGAAACAGGCACCUUGCUUUGUUGCUUGAUUAAUAACCGAUUAUUCAGUUGGGCAUAUCUGUUGCUUUAUACUGUGUUCCAUUUUGUGUUUUAAGAUGUGCUGUUGGUUUAUUUUACGUACCUUAUUUUUAUUUGAUGAAUCCUUGUUUUAAAUGAAUUACUUACACUGCCCUGAGAUCAAGCAGUAUAGGGCAGGCUAUAAAUAUUUGAAUAAAUAAAAUACAAUAAGGUGGCUUGUUUCAACAAACCAUGGUUAAGAUUAACCACCAUUUUGAAUUCUGACAUGGUGUUAACCUGGUUAAUUGAAAUCAAAAGUGAAAACUUUGCAGCACCCCCUUUACAGCUGUGCCAGAGCAGAGUGGGGAGCUGUGAGACCAGGGGGAUGGUUUAUCGUGACACUGAACACAGUCCUAGUUUCUAAUUCAAUCUUCUUUAGUCAUAAUAAAGUGCCAAAGUUGUUGUAUGCCUGCUGAAGUUGGUAAAUAGUGGGUCUCUGCUUAAUACAUACUUCUGCUUAAUACAUAGAUUUUAACCUAAGUUCAACAGUUUAACCUAAGUUUAACCUAAGUUCAACAGAGGUUUUCUGCUUUGUGUUUAACAUUGUAGAUGUGACAUUCUUAACAGAAGACAAAGUCUAUGAAAUCCUUGAGCUAUGUAGAGAAAAAGAGGACUAUUCACCUUUAAUCCGUGUCAUUGGGAGAGUAUUUUCUAGCGCUGAAGCUUUGGUACAGAGCUUUCGAAAAGCCAAGCAGCAUACUAAGGAAGAACUGAAAUCUCUUCAAGGAAAGGAUGAAGAUAAGGAUGAAGAUGAAAAGGAAAAAGCUGCCUGUUCUUCUGCCAUGGAAGAAGAUUCGGUUGCACCAUCAUCAUCAUCAUCGAGAACAGGCGAUGCUGCGCAGGGGGAUAACAACCUACAAAAAUUAGGCCCAGAAGAAGUGUCUGUAGACAUUGAUGCAGUCAGACGGGUCUACAGUAGAUUGCUUUCUAAUGAAAAAAUAGAAUCUGCCUUUUUAAAUGCACUUGUGUACUUGUCGCCCAAUGUGGAAUGUGACUUGACUUACCAUAAUGUGUACUCUCGAGAUCCUAACUAUCUCAACUUGUUUAUUAUCGUUAUGGAAAAUGGUAAUCUUCACAGUCCUGAGUACCUGGAAAUGGCACUGCCAUUGUUUUGCAAAGCAAUGAGUAAGCUACCCCUGGCAGCUCAAGCGAAGCUGGUCAGAUUGUGGUCAAAGUAUAGCGCAGACCAGAUCCGACGGAUGAUGGAAACGUUUCAGCAGCUUAUAACCUACAAGGUCAUAAGCAACGAGUUCAACAGUCGCAACUUAGUGAAUGACGACGAUGCCAUUGUCGCUGCUUCAAAGUGCUUAAAAAUGGUUUACUAUGCAAAUGUAGUGGGAGGGGAUGUGGACACGGAUCAUAACGAGGAGGAAGACGAAGAGCCAAUCCCAGAAUCCAGCGAGCUAACGCUUCAGGAACUGCUGGGCGAGGAGAGAAGAAAUAAAAAAGGACCCCGAGUAGACCCACUGGAAACGGAACUUGGUGUAAAAACUAUAGAUUGCCGAAAACCACUUAUCCCCUUUGAAGAGUUUAUCAAUGAGCCACUGAAUGACGUUCUAGAAAUGGACAAAGAUUACACCUUCUUCAAGGUAGAAACGGAAAACAAAUUCUCCUUUAUGACGUGCCCCUUUAUAUUGAAUGCUGUUACGAAAAACCUGGGAUUGUAUUAUGACAACAGAAUCCGUAUGUACAGUGAAAGGCGCAUCACCGUACUCUACAGUUUAGUUCAAGGACAGCAGUUAAAUCCGUAUUUGCGACUCAAAGUGAGACGGGAUCACAUCAUAGAUGAUGCUCUUGUCCGGGUAAGUGGCGUAUUGGUGUAAAAAGGUGUUUGCCCAUGUUUGAAAAUAAAAUAACUAGAAGCCAGAUUGUUACUAUGUUAUCGACUCAGGUUUCCUGGUGUCUGAAGUAUUAUAAGCACUAGUUGAGGUUAUCAUUGCUUUGGGGGACUGAUGUGUGGAGGAGCAGCCUGCCAUGUACACAUGUGCCGUAUCGUUCCCAGAAUUACUCCUGGAAAAACAUUUGAACGUAUGUAAAACGUGUAUGGCUUUUCUUUUGCUAAAACCAAAAAGCCAUCACAUUAGAAUUUUAAUCUGUGCACAAAUGUUCCUGGAAUAUUUUGAUUUGGCACACUAUGGCUUUUAUCCACAGAUGACCAUUCAGAAAGAGACUUGAGGUUCUUGGAAGUUCAUUGAUGGAUAAUGGUACAUUGCAUGUUGUGACAGCGGUGGGGGAAAAUUACACUGCUUUAUUUCAGGUGUGCAUUUGAUGGGGUGUAUUGGUUGGCAAUACUCGUUUAACUAUCCGUUUCAGAGUGUCCCCGUAAUUUGGUCACAUUCAUGGGCAAUUGUCACGUGAAACAGUUUGUGGUAUAAAGUAGCAGUCAGGUACUCCAGCGUGUGAGCCUAAUAAGCCCAGUAGGCCUCCCUCUUUGUCCUGUGAAGCCAUUUUGACCAAGCCACACCUACCUUCUACACCCCUGUUGCAGGUAAAAAGAUUCAGCUCCCUGCCAAAAGUGGAGUUUUCAGGCACUGUCAGUUCAGCUAGCUGGUGCUGAUUGCAAAACCAUGUUCCCGUACAAGCAUCGAUGAUAAUCACAUUUGCCCCUGUAAAGGCACAGGGCUUCACAAGCACUGGCGUUCAGUGGAGGCAUCCACACCUACAAAGCACUGUGCCUUGACCUGUGCAGUUUGAUUUCAAACAACACAAGCAAAAUAAAGCACUUCACCCAUCCCGCCUUUCAGAAUGUCACACAGAGCUAUGGGGACCUAGGCGUCCAGCCCGCCAGCUGGAAACUGUCACUCGUCCCCGUCCCCCACAAUUUAAAAAGAAAGAAGAUAAAAAUGAAAACACCACCUUCUGUAAAACUUAUUAAAGCCUUUCCCUCCCUGUGUGUGAACUGAUUGUUGUUGUUCCUUCCCAAAGACAUCUCCCGCUUCCACGACAUGCAGACACAUGUAGAAUCAUAGAAUCGUAGAGUUGAAAGGGACCCUAGUGAUCAUCCAAUCCAACCCCCUACAAUGUAGGAAUCUCAGCUAAAGCAUCCAUGACAGAUGGGCAUCCAACCUCUGCUUAAAAACCACCAGUGAAGGAGAGUCCACAGCCGAGGGAGACGGUUCCACUGUCAAAGAGCUCUUAACUGUCAGAAAGUUCUUCCUGAUGAUCAGUCAGAAUUACCCUUCUUGUAGAGAAGAGGCAAUUUGCUCCACGGAACUGGUGGUAUAAACCCCUAGCCUCUUCAUUGCAAGCCUUUCUGUGGUUCAUCUUAACUGUUUGAAGCUCAACCUGCCCCUCACAAAGCCGAACUGGAACCAUUAAAAAUUCUCUCAUUCAGUCUUAAUAAAGCUAGUCUUCAAACCAGUGGUCUACAUAGCACCAAGAGGUGUUAGUAAGCAAAUUUGUCAUUGUCUGAACACAUGUCUUGGGUUAACAGCCUGGCAUCUGGGGAACAAAAGCUUCAUGGAGUACUGUACUGAACUUUGCAUCUCUGUUGUGUAGGUUACUAAAGUUUCACAGUAGCUUUCCAGCAGUGACCUCUUGAGUUUGGUUAGAGGAAUAGAAAAUAUGGUUCGUGCUUUUUUCCUAGAAUGCAGGUUCUUCAGUUUGUGAUAGGAAAGAUGAGCAGUCCCUGAUAGGGGAAGGAGCCGUGAAUCAAGUCUUCCGAAACCUGUGUCACUUAGGUUAAAGAGUUUAACUGCAAUUCUGGUUCUGGUGCUGGUGCUAGCAUCUAGCGUGUAAGAAUAAUGUGCAGUUGCAUUAACAUUGAGUGGUAUCAAGUGGUCCUGUUCCACUAAUGAAACAGAGCUUUCCCCUUCUCUCUUCUCUCCUGCAGCUCCCCACUGGUAGACCCUAUAGGGAAGAUUUUGAAGGGUAUACAGGGGAGAGGAAGUUGCAUUGUGCAAGUGGUCUUCCACUCACACUUAUGCAACCCACUGCCUUCUAAUUACAUUCAUUUGAAUUGACUCUAUUUAAACUAGGUUAUAUUUAUUUUGCUGCAUUGUAAUAGAACAUAAAACAUAAUAUAGAUAAUAAAACAGCAUUAAAUCAUAAAAGCAUCACGAAUAAAAACUGCAGAAAUAGACUAAUUUGAAAAGGCUUGGGAGAAUACAUUUUCAGCAAACAUCAAAAACGUUAACAUUCUAUGCAGCGGUGAUAAGAGUCUCCUUAUUUAGACCUGCUAACUUGAUCAAGUCAUAAAUAGUGCAAAGCUUUGGGCUGGAUUGAAGACUUUGGUGUUGUCAGGAGAAUCCUGAGUGAAGCUGAGGAAGUCAGCUGCUGUUUACCUCAGAUAAUUUUUCAUGCAUGUGAGGGGAAAACAUGAAUCUGCAGCUUUGCACUAGUCUGAAAGUUUGAGAUUUUAAAUUAGUUGCACGUGCUAUUUCAUUAAGAGUGAAAAGGCUCCUUCAUAUGCCCCUGUGAGUGGGAUAAUUUGAUCUCUCUUUGGUGGCUGAAUUCCAGAAGUAUUGGUAGGAAGUGCUGCAUCAGGAAUGGCAAGCCUUUUUCUGUCCAAGGGAUGUGUUGAUCCUUGGCCAAUCCUCCAUGCCUGCCGUUGUUGUGGCCACUCCACACACAUGCACACUGUAUCUGUACACACAUCCCAGAACUAAGUUUCUUUACUGGCAGUCACAGAAUUUGGAAUUGCAGUAAAACUUGUAUUUGCCAUGGCAACAAUCCUGCAAUUGCGCUUUGAGUAUCUAAAUGAUUGCCAGUGGCAGAAGGGAUAACCUUGGUCACAACUUGUUUUGAUUCCGGCAUUCUGUUCCGCAAUGGUGGGGGUGCACAUUCCCUGAUCCAGUGUAGCUGCAAGAGAAAGCUGCAUUACAGCUCACAUUCCGCUCUUGCAAAUCUAUAAUUCACUUAGUAAGUUUCCAAACUCUUAGGACAGAAUUCUCGCCAGAACCUGUUUACAUUGAUCCUGCAAAUAAAAUGGAACAUUGUGUUCUAUAAAACCUAGUUUAAGGCUGCUAUAUUUAAUGUGUGUGUUUAUCUAGUUUGACUCAGCUCCAUUCUAAGCUGGAUGUCUUUCUGUUUUUCAUUUGCUCAGCAGUGCAGUUGGAUUUAUAGUAUCAGAAAUCCUAUUCCUGUUCUGCAAGUAAUUUUUUCCUCGGCCUUGGAUAUUGGCUGCCUUUUGUUAGCCUUUCCUUUUUAUGUACAACACGUUUACAUUGUGACUUGAGUACCACCGUUAAAUUGUCAAGUAUGUAUCGUGUACCUUACUACACCCAAGAUGCAUCCUGAAACAGUAAACUUUCCUAAUUACCAGGCAACUACCUUCCUACUCUGAACGCUGACAAAGUGCCUUUAUAAACUUUUAAUUCUUGUGCAUUCAUGGUCAGACUCGGUCUAAUAUAUAUUUGAAAAUUUGGUUUCACAUAUAUUUAAGAAAUAACUGAUUUGCUUCUGUUCUGCAAGGCCUUGUAACCAUCACAGAGUAACUUUUCUCUAAACUAUAGAUUCAAAACAGAUGUUCAAUUAAAGCAGCCUUUGGCAACCUGGUGCCUUUCAGGUGGAUGGCACCAGGUUAGUGAAGAUUGACUUAAAACUUGUAGUUCAAGGCAGUGGGAACUGCCAGGUUCUCCACUAAACGCCUGAUAUCAAGUAAUUUGACACUUCUAAGUGCUCUCCCAGUUGUUUCUUUGCAGUUGUGGCUUAAAUACAAGCCAAGGCUGCAAAGACUCCUGCUGGAAGUGUGACUUGCAUUCAUUAGGGAUUGGCUCCAUUCAGGAGCUCUGAUCGUGAGCUUGCAAGUGCUUGCAUUUGGUACCAAAUUUAAAAGCCUCUGGAUGCAAGUCCCAUUUGCAGAAGAAGAAUUGGGGGUGCAUCCUAAGAUUCCCGGUUGCUUUUGUGUAGCUGUGACUUUACCUGCCCUUCACCUGAUGUCAUAUGAUGUAAGGUGGGGAAAUUGCCUUGUGGGCCUUGUUUUGCCCAUGAUCUGAAGGUUCCUCCUCCAUGACAUAGAAUAUAUUAGCCCGAUUCACAUGUCUUUGGAAACUGUAGGUAAUAGUUUGGUAUGAAUGUGCCUAUCUGGACAAUAUGACUCUCACCUGCUGGCACACAGGGGAUAUAAACCAGGAUUCGUGACUUCGCAUUAUGUCAAAACCAGGAGGCACGGACUGUUUUGCUGCCAGCAAGCAAAACAAAAACAAACCUUGGCUACACAUCCUGGUUAGGGAGUGAAACAAACUACAAUCCCUGCUUUAAAUGUAUCACUAAGGUAGUUCAGUUUUGUUUCCUCUCAGCAUAUGCUGCAGAGAAGCAAGAUCAGUGUGGUCACAAUAAACCAGUGUUUUUCAACCACUGUGCUGUGGCACCCUGGGGUGCCUUAAAUGAUGGUCAGGGGUGCCACGGGCAACACUGGCCUCUGUCCCUCUUUCCUUCCCUCCCUCUGAUGCCUUCUCGAGUCCCUGCCUCCCAAAGAUGUGCACAGCUGUUUGUUGCAGCUCCUCGGGCGAAUGGUGUCUCUGGGAGGCACCUCUCUUUGGGGCAGGGAGGGGGCAGCUCAUAGACCAGGGACGGCUGCAGCAACUGCCCAGAGGACUCCGAAGGAGAGAAGAGGAGGCUGAGGGAACACUCCACACAAGAGGGUGUUUGGAAAAUGGUGAGAGGCUGCCAGCUCUGCAGACAAUAACUGGGCUCCUGAGCCCCGCAGGGGUGCUGCCAAAAAAAUGUGGUUGGUCAAGGGAGCCGAGGACGGUUGAAAACCGCUGCCAUAAACCAUUAACUAUGGUUUGCUGGGAUGUGAGAACAAGGCCAUUGUCGGUUGAAACAUUUUGCCUAACUGAUUGAUUUGCAUACAGCUUCACUCCAUAAAACUCUCCUUGCAUAUCUCGUGUCAGUAAAAAUGUCUACUCGUAAAGCAAAGUUCUUUAUCGCCUUUUUAUAUUUAAUUGCUCCAAUCAUAUUCUAAUGACCUUGUUCCAAGUGGCUGGAUUAAAUGAGAUACCUUUCCGUAGUACAAAAGUAAAACGUUGCCCCAAUUUCAAUGAUGGUACACAUUUUAUGUGUUACGUUUCCUUCUUAGAGGAGUCAAGAAAGUUUGUGUUAACCCAGUAAUGGCAUUAAUUGCAUCCCGGGAGGGUCAGAAGAUCAUUCUCUACAGUUCUUUCCCCUGUAAGGCUUCAGAAAACUUAGCAGUGAGAAACUGGGCAGUACAAAGUGUUGUGCAAUACAGAGAGAACUUUCCCUUGAUAAUCUUAGUGGUUUUUUAUUAUGUCUGCUGUAUGGUGGGUGAUGGAGUGUUUUGGCAUCAAACUUGCUCCUGGGUAGAUUAGCUGGUGACUUUUUCCCAUCAUCUGUAGCAAGGAGCAGCAUGGUUCACUUGGGUUUGAACCAGUUGUCAGUUUUCUUAAUAAUAUUGAGUGUUAACGGUGUCAGUUUGGAUUCAAUAUCUAUUGUAUAAAUAGAUAUUUUAAGCCUUCUACUUUGAAGGCUACAUAUAGAUAUCCAAUCUAAUGGUGCAGAAGAAAAAAUUCAAGAAACUGGGAUAAACGCAAAAAUAUGGGCAUGAGUUGUAUUAAAUGUGCCCCAACUCUACAGAAUUUUGCUCACACAUGCUAAACCAUAGUUUAGUGCCACAUGAAGAAGCCACCUUGAGCCUCGUGUGUUGCCUUCCUGUGCUCAACAGAGAGAUGCCAAUUCAGACCUGAAGCAGUUAGUGUUUGUUCACUCUCACCUGCACACAAGGCUCAGCUUAAUCAAUGGCACAUGGAGCGGCGGCUGUCUAACAAACCAGCAAGCUCCCUGGUCGCUCCUUCCUUUUACAUCUGGAUUGGAUUUUAAAUACUUUCCGUCUAUAAGACACCCCCAUGUAUAAGACUCAGAUUUAAGAAAAUGGGGGAAGAUGGCCCAGAGUAUAAGACACCCCCUAAUUUUUGACAUUGUUUUUUAGGGGGGGGGCUUAGUCUUAUACACGGAAAAAUACGGUACAGUACUGGUUAACUUGCCAUCGGUAGCGCAAGAGACUAUUCAUCUCCAGAUUGUGGGUUUGAGUCCCACUUGGGAAAAGAUUCCUGUAUUGCAGGGGGUUGGACUAGAUAGCCCUCAUGGUCCCUUCCAACUCUACAAUUCUAGUAUAGAAAUCAAGGAAUCUUAAGGAAUCUUGCAGAAGAAACAUUUUUCUUCCCCUAUGGACCCUUAUGCAACCCAAAAUGCCUCUCUAGAGGGAUGGAUGGGAGGGCUCCAGAAGAUUUUGCGAUAAGCAGCUGGGGUGGAGGGAAGGAGAAGCAUCUAUUCUGUGAAGUUCUUUUUCUAAGGAUUCAAGCCACUGUGUAGAUCGUGGCUUCUGAUCCUUCGCAGAUACUGUCAUGUCUAUCUUCAAGGCUCCUUUUAAGGCUUAUUCAGAAUAUGAACUUGUAAGAUGUACUCUAAGAUCCUGUGGACUAUUUUUAAGUUUGAAUCUAAAAGUUAAAACUGUUGUGCGUUCUAAAGGAAAGAAUUGGGGAGGGGAGGAGAGAUCUCUGUAGGAUUUGUGCAAGGCUUUGAGACAAUAGGAGUCAUCCUCAGCUAUUGCUGCGGGAACGGUACUAGUCGCUGGAGAUGACAGUAAUCCCCUCAAACUCUGAGCCAAAAGUUCAAAUUCUGAAGCAGCAACUAGAGGGAGGACGGUGUGGUUCCUACUCUUGGGGAUAGUUCCAAGAGCACUUUGGGAAGCCUUUUUCCUCUUUUUCUUACCUUUCCCUGUUUAGGGAAGUAUUAAAUGACUAAUGUUUAAAUGUAUUUUUAAUCUUUUGUUGGAAGUCACCCAGAGUGGUGGUGGUGGUAGUGUUAUAUUCCUCCAUCCCGGUCUAGCAGAGCCAUCCAAAACAUUCUCUAGGCAUGUGCACAGUGCUUGCAGGCCUUCCCAGUCAACUUCAUCCCCUCCUUCUUUUUUCUUAGACACCACAAUGGGAUGAGCCCAAAGUGGGUCACAUUGUCCACCCCCCUCACUGUGAACCUCAUUAUGUCCCCUGCUGUUCUGUAUAACAGACUAUAAAUAUUUUCUAUGGCAAGUAUUUAUUGUGACCGUUACCCUGAAUCACUUGUAACAAACUGCUUCGUUUUCUGAGUCUCACUAUUCCUUACGUCUGUUAAAAUGUAUUUUUAAGAUAAAACAACAGCUUUCAUUUUUGCUUGUGUAUAUUGUAGUGAAGCAGCAGAGGGAGGUGGGGCUGUUUAGUAUAUACACGGCAUGGUGACCUAUAAAAUAGGAUGUACUAAAGGAACGUUUUGUUUCUUAUUCAAUAGUUAGAAAUGAUUGCCAUGGAAAAUCCAGCAGAUUUGAAAAAGCAAUUGUAUGUGGAAUUUGAAGGAGAACAAGGGGUUGAUGAAGGAGGAGUUUCCAAAGAGUUUUUCCAGCUAGUUGUAGAGGAAAUCUUCAACCCAGAUAUUGGUACGUAAUUAACUUCGUAUUUAUUUAAUAUGCAAAAUGGUCUCGUCUUCUUAACAGUUAUCUACUCUUUCCAGAGCCAUAUGAAAACCCAUCUUUCUAGGUUUUUUGUUUUUACUUGUAGCUUGUGUACCUCAGCCUUAGACACCAUUUUGUGACAAGUCAGCAAAAUUACGUGACAGUCCUUCUAGGGGAUGGUACACCAUUUUCACAUGCAAGUGUGCCUUGGUUUUGAGUGCUCACCUGCCCACUGGAAGCCAGCUGUAGCUAGCUGCCUUCUCCCUAAAAUGUUAGCUCUCCUUGUGCAGGUAGUGUGUAUGUCAUGGAAUGUUCAAGCAUCCAUUUCCAACACACGCACACACACACACAGUUUCAGUGGAUUUUGGAAUAUUGUGGUAGCUUUAUUAUACAUGGGGACUUUUGAAUGAAGCCCGGAUGAUGCUGUGAACUAAGCUGUGACUAAAGAACAGGUGGAUUUCUUCAUGUGCCUCCUCCACAAGAGGCCCAGAAGGUGACAACAUGAAAACAGGCCUUUUCUACAAUGGCUCCCCAUUUGUGGAAAUGCUCUCCCUCCGGGUUUAUACUUCUUUAGGCGCCAGGUCAAAAUAUUCUUCUUCCACCAGGCCUUUUACUUACUGACAUCCGAUGCCCUUUUAAAUGUGUUCUGGGAGGGGAAAUUAUUGAUUGGUGUGUUCUUGUUUUUAUUAUGCAUUUUUUGUGUUUUUUAUAUUGUUAUGUUGUGAACUACCCUGCAAUCUUCGGAUACAAAUUUAUUAAGUAACGAUAAUAAUAAAAAUUAAGCUUUCAUUUUUUUUCUUUUUAAAAAAAGUCUUGCUAUUCAAUUCAUCGGUAUUAAUUUUGACAUGCUUUUUUACAGGAAUGUUCACUUAUGAUGAGUCUACAAAAUUGUUUUGGUUUAACCCAUCGUCUUUUGAAACUGAGGGACAGUUUACACUGAUUGGAAUUGUGCUGGGUCUAGCCAUUUACAAUAACUGUAUACUGGACGUCCAUUUCCCAAUGGUUGUCUACAGGAAACUAAUGGGCAAAAAAGGAACUUUCCGUGACCUGGCAGACUCUCACCCUGUAAGUUGAUAAUUACGUUUGGAAAUCUGUACUUAGAAUAGUUGUUGUUGUUGUUGGCAGUGUGACACUCUCUGAGUGUUCUCUUGCAUGAAACAUCAGUGGCCAUUGUCUCAAAAUUGCAUAAUGGGGACCAAAGUUGAGAGUGUUGCUUGCUUAGUAGUUCAUGACAGAGGCAGUGUUUAAACUGGUGACUUCACAGCUCCCACUGUUUGCCGCUUCACUGCACAUAUCCACACCAGCUCUUAGUCUUGCGGAAGUUUGCUUAAUGGGCAUUUUAGAAAAGUCAACAUUUAGCAACACUUCUAGUCACCUGUUAAAUAUACAGAACAUGAUGUCAGGUGCUCAAGGAAAAGGCUGCACAAUGUGCAGUGUCAAGAGGCCUGUACUGUCCACACAAAUAUGCUUUGCCAGUACUGAAGAAGAGGGGAGCGUGUGUGUAAGGGAGGGUGACUGGGUCACUUAACCUGUUUGUCUUAUCUAAGCAGCUGAGAUCUUAAAUGUAUAGGGUGGCAGCAAGCCAUAUUGGCAGCUGAGUUAUAUGGACGAUCACAACAGUUUCGAAACUAGCUUUCUGAAACUUCACAAUGUAGUUGUGAAAGCAAACAAUGACCGUGAUGUUCUCGGUGUUAUUUCAGUCCAAAACAGAAACUUGCAUCUGUUCCAAAGUUUCCUUUAGUUGAAAAUCUAUUGGAAAUUAUGGAUAGUAAAAAUAGGAUAACUUCUUCUCCAAAUGCAAAAGGAAGUGUGUCCGCCCGCCUCCCCUGCUCUUUAUCAGACUCCACUUAUAGCCAUUGUUAAGACACACACUUGCUUGAAACAGUAUCUUACUGUGUGCAUUUUUUUUUUUUAAUGAAAGGCAGCUCUGGGAGGCCACAACCUUGAUCAGAGCAGUAGGCAAGGGGUUGUAAAGAGCUUUUUCCAUUCAAAUUUGUCCUCCCCUUGUUGCUUUUCCACUUACCGGGAUGUGGGGAUCUCUUCCCUGCCUGUGGAAAAACAGCCCAUGAAGGUGAUUUGGAUAGGAAAAACAGCCUUUGAAUAAAGGAUUAAAGAGCUCUCUCCCCCUCCACAGUUGCUGUGAUCUGAUUCACAGUAUCCUAUAGCUGCUUUUCGUUUAAAUCUGGAAACUGACAUGGGUGUAAGUAAAAACAUACAGUUUGACCCAUAACGUUCAUGCAUACUGCAUAAUUACCAGGUCUGUUGCUGGGGCUUUAAAUCCUUAUGAAAUAUGUCUUGUUUCGUUUUAGGUUCUCUAUCAAAGCUUAAGAGACUUGUUGCAGUAUGAGGGAAGCGUGGAAGAUGAUAUGAUGAUAACCUUCCAGAUAUCUCAUACGGAUCUCUUUGGUAAUCCGAUGAUGCACGAUUUAAAGGAAAAUGGAGAUAAAAUCCCUAUUACAAAUGAAAACAGAAAGGUAAUUUGAAUGGGCCACCAGUUGCUGAGUGAUUACUUGAUCAAUAUUCCAGGAGAACAGAUAGAAACACACCUUGUAUGCGUUUAUAUAAAUUAAGCUCAUUUGCAUGAUCUCUGCUGAGGCUGUCAGAAAGUUGUAUUUUCUCAUUUGCUAAAUUUGUACAACAACAAAUAGUGCUCAAGGUGACUAACAGCAAUAAAAUACAAAGCAAAAUAAAUAAAAAGUGUGAAAAUAAAUUGAGUGAAACAUAUCAACAAAACUGAAAGAAAUGCCACCAGUUCAACUAAUUUCAGCAGACUUACAAUUGCCCUAACAAGUCAACUUGUAAGGCCAAAAGGCUAUAUGAAUGAAAGCAUCUCUGCCUGCUAGCAAAAGAUAAUGAGAGAGGGAGUAUAGGAUGAACCACUGAGUAGGGGAUUCUGAUAAAAUAUGAUUCUGAGAAGUGAUUUUGGGGGAAAUUCUUGUGGUACUGCCCUCCCUGUGGAAUACCCUCCCAUCAGAUGUCAAGGAGAUAAAGAACUACACAAUUUUUAGAAGACAUCUGAAGGCAGCCCUGUAUUCAGAAGUUUUUAAUGUUUGAUGUUUUAUUAUGUUUUUAUAUUCUGCUGGAAGCCGCCCAGAGUGGCUGGGAAAAUGCAGCAAGAUAGACAGGGUAUAAAUUGUUGCUGUUAUUGUUAUUAUUUAUUAGAUUUUUAAAUACCUUUAUUAGAAGUAGAUGAUGAUGUGUAACAUUCUCUGUGGCUUGUUUUGUAAACCACUUGAUUUCAUGGAUGGAGUGAAAAGAAAUAGGAUUUAUUUGGGGAAAGCUCAAAAUUAUUAGCAGCCCGAAUGAUAUAAAUAUAAGUUAUUAAAUAGGGGGAAGUCUGUUCUGAUUUUCGGCAGCAGUUCUUCCUAUUUCUCACCUGUAGCCACUUGUUAGUUGAAACAAAGAUUCGCACUUGACCACUGAGGAAACCUUGCAUUAUUUGUCUUUUUAUUAAACAGGAAUUUGUGAAUCUGUAUUCUGACUACAUUCUCAACAAAUCAGUAGAGAAGCAGUUUAAGGCCUUUCGAAGAGGAUUCCACAUGGUAACCAACGAAUCUCCCCUAAAAUAUUUAUUUAGACCCGAAGAGAUUGAAUUGCUCAUUUGCGGAAGUAGGGUAAGGCACUUGAAACGUGCAAAAGACAAUAACUUGCUCUCUGCUGAAUAUCUAAAGUCUGAGGUGGUGAUACAAUGUCUUGUAUUUAUAGAACCUAGACUUUCAAGCUCUAGAAGAAACUACGGAGUAUGAUGGCGGCUAUACCAGAGACUCUCUAAUUAUUAGGUAGGAGGUUUAAGUUUUUCUGUGGCUAAAAGGAGAAGACUCUGCCUGUUAGCAAGUGGUGUGAAUAGCUAAAUUACGACACAAAUGUACCAGAUAAUGCACAGUUUAGAAAACGAAAAAGAGAUGUGUUUAAGGCUUCCAGUUUUAAAAUAUACUAGAUCUUUUUUUCUUGUCCAUUCUGUGGUUAAACCAGAAGAUCUUAUAGGUUAAAAAAUUGCAUGUGGAAGGAUGACUACAAGAGUAGCAAAGAGGAGGGGAUGCUCCCCGCCCCAAAUAUUUAUUGUCCCCUCCCAGUUUUCAGGCCCUGUGUUGCAUGGAUUAGAUCCUUGUUCGCCUAAUAAUGGUCUUUGACCUUUCCUGGCUCCCCCAAAUAGCUUUUCCUAGAGCCUCGCCUGGUCAUACAGUAGCAACUUCUGUUUUGUAAUCAACGUGGCUAUUUGGAAAAGUUUUGCACUUGCCAAAAACACUGGAGGACCCAUUCUCAAAUUUUGCGUCAUGUGGUAGUAUGUGCAUGUUAGCGCUCUCAACAGCUAAGGAUAGUAAUGAGAAAGGGGAGCGUUAGGUAACUUAGGCAGUGUGGGAAAUGAGAAGGUAGACUGCCAUCCACUGUCCUCAUCCCCAUCCAAAGCCCUAAAACAGACCACUGCAGCUGGGUAGAAGUCUGUAGGCGUUUGAAGAAAUGUGAAUGCAGUUCUUCAGUCAGGUAGGAAUAUACAUUCAGAAGCACCAUAUUCCCCUACCUGGAUUGAGAUAUAUGUGUGCCUCUUUAUAUAAUAUUUUUGCAUUUGAAAACACCCUUAAGCAAUACAGUGGUACCUUGGGUUACAUACGCUUCAGGUUACAUACACUUCAGGUUACAGACUCCGCUAACCCAGAAAUAGUACCUUGGGUUAAGAACUUUGCUUCAGGAUGAGAACAGAAAUCGUGCAGCGGCAGCAGCGGGAGGCCCCAUUAGCUAAAGUGGUGCUUCAGGUUAAGAACAGUUUCAGGUUACGAACGGACCUCCGGAACGAAUUAAGUAGGUAACCAGAGGUACCACUGUAUAUUGAUACAGUAUGCUUGCAUUUGCUACUUCUAAGGUUAAGGGCAAGAUAUAAGCAGCACAAGACGUUUUGCUCUGCCCAGAAUAUUUAUUUAUUUUCAUUUUUGCUUCAACAGAGAAUUUUGGGAAAUAGUCCAUUCAUUUACAGACGAGCAAAAAAGACUAUUCCUCCAGUUUACAACAGGCACAGACAGAGCCCCAGUAGGAGGACUCGGAAAACUAAAGAUGAUUAUAGCCAAAAAUGGCCCCGACACAGAAAGGUAAACUCGUUUGACAUAAAUCUUACUUUAAAAUUCAGAAAUGUAAGUGUAUUAUGCUGCAAGUGUAAAAAAUAGAUUUUUAGCCUCUUUCUGAGUGAGUUCUCCCUCAGUCCCCACUACAGUCAUACCUCGGAUGUCAAAUGCCUUGCGAGUCAAACAUUUUGGCUCCCAAACGCCGCAAACCUGGAAGUGAGUGUUCCGGUUUGUGAAGGUUCUUUGGAACCCGAAUGUCCGAUGCAGCUUCCGAUUGGUUGCAGGAGCUUCCUGCAGCCAAUCGGAAUCUGCGCCUUGGUUUGCGAAUGUUUUGGAAGUCGAAUGGACUACCAGCACGGAUUCCGUUCGACUUCCGAGGUACGACUGUACUAGUUGUUGAUUUGAGAAAAGCUACAGUAAUGGCUUGUGCGUUUUGUGUUCCGCUCUCCCGUGACCUGAUCGUUUUCUCCUCUUCCCUUUCUCCGUAGGUUACCGACGUCUCACACAUGCUUUAAUGUCCUUCUGCUUCCAGAGUACUCCAGCAAAGAAAAACUUAAAGAGAGAUUGUUGAAGGCCAUCACAUAUGCCAAAGGAUUUGGCAUGCUGUAA